This is a messenger RNA of Passer domesticus (house sparrow), 9287 nucleotides long. RefSeq names its product potassium voltage-gated channel subfamily A member 3-like. Gene Ontology annotation, biological process: potassium ion transmembrane transport; protein homooligomerization. The record is from RefSeq and is a predicted model, not a curated record. Bases 192 to 1946 code for a protein of 584 amino acids. The transcript has 2 exons. Gene Ontology annotation, cellular component: voltage-gated potassium channel complex; membrane. NCBI's taxonomy places the organism in Eukaryota, Metazoa, Chordata, Aves, Passeriformes, Passeridae. Gene Ontology annotation, molecular function: protein binding; delayed rectifier potassium channel activity.
GUGCCAGGGCUGGGGGCGGAUUUUUUGAGAAGAGCCUCAGCUCUUCAGAGCAGCGGCAGCCGCUGGAGGAGUUGGGCGGCUGUUGCUCCCUCUCCGCCCGGAGGAGGAGGAAGAGGAGGAAGAAGAGGCUUCGGCUGCCGCCUCUCGGAUCCCCCCCCUCCCCCCCCCUUCCCCUUCCGCCCCACACCUUUAUGGACGAGCGCCGGAGCUUGCUCUACUCUCCGGCCGCCUCCUCCGCCGGCCGGCAGCCGCGGGGCGGCUCGAGCAGCAGCCACCACAACCUGGGCUACACCGAGCAGCUGCCCCCCGCCGCCCCCCAGCCGGGCCCCGAGCAGCACGAGGAAGAGGGCGAAGAAGGCGAGGAAGGCAGCAUGACCGUGGUGGGAGGCGGCGGCGGCGGAGACCCUUUGCUGGAGGAGCCCCAGCAUCCUCCUGCGCUGCUCGGGGGGGAGCGCUACGAUCAGCCCCCGGCGCCGGCCCUGCCCGCCGGGCAGCCCGCGGGCGCUGGGGAGCACGAGUGCUGCGAGCGCGUGGUGAUCAACAUCUCGGGGCUGCGCUUCGAGACCCAGCUCAAGACCCUGGCACAGUUCCCCGAGACGCUGCUGGGGGACCCCCGCAAGAGGAUGCGCUACUUCGACCCCCUCCGCAAUGAGUAUUUUUUCGACCGUAACCGUCCCAGCUUCGACGCCAUCCUCUACUACUACCAGUCGGGCGGGCGCAUCCGGCGUCCCGUCAAUGUCCCCAUCGACAUCUUCUCCGAGGAGAUCCGCUUCUACCAGCUGGGGGAGGAGGCCAUGGAGAAGUUUCGGGAGGAUGAGGGUUUCAUUCGGGAGGAGCAGCGGCCGCUUCCCGAGAAGGAGUUUCAGCGCCAGGUGUGGCUCCUCUUCGAGUACCCCGAGAGCUCUGGGCCGGCCCGAGGCAUUGCCAUUGUCUCUGUCCUGGUCAUCCUUAUCUCUAUUGUCAUCUUCUGUCUGGAGACCCUGCCUGAAUUCAGGGAUGAUCAUGACUAUGAGGGAACUGGGGGAACCUUCGGGACAGGCAGCGGCCCUCUCCCACCUGAUGUCUUCACCAACUCCUCAUCCUCGCCUACUUCCAUGGUGUCAUCCUUCACCGACCCUUUCUUUGUGGUGGAGACUUUGUGCAUCAUCUGGUUCUCCUUUGAGCUGCUGGUCCGUUUCUUUGCCUGCCCCAGCAAGGCCACCUUCUCCAAGAACAUCAUGAACAUCAUUGACAUUGUGGCCAUCAUCCCCUACUUCAUCACCCUGGGCACGGAGCUGGCUGAGCGGCAAGGCAACGGCCAGCAAGCCAUGUCCUUGGCCAUCCUCAGAGUCAUCCGCCUCGUCAGGGUCUUCCGCAUCUUCAAGCUCUCCCGGCACUCCAAGGGGCUGCAGAUCCUGGGGCAGACCCUCAAGGCCAGCAUGAGGGAGCUGGGCCUGCUCAUCUUCUUCCUCUUCAUCGGCGUCAUCCUCUUCUCCAGCGCCGUUUACUUCGCGGAAGCCGACGACCCCAGCUCGGGGUUCAGUAGCAUCCCCGAUGCCUUCUGGUGGGCCGUGGUCACCAUGACCACCGUGGGCUACGGGGACAUGCACCCCAUCACCAUUGGGGGCAAGAUCGUGGGGUCUCUGUGCGCCAUCGCGGGGGUGCUGACCAUCGCCCUGCCCGUGCCCGUCAUCGUCUCCAACUUCAACUACUUCUACCACCGGGAGACGGAGGGUGAGGAGCAAGCCCAGUACAUGCACGUCGGGAGCUGCCAGCACCUCUCGUCCAGCGAGGAGAUGAAGAAGGCUCGCAGCAAUUCCACCCUCAGCAAGUCCGAGUACAUGGUGAUUGAGGAAGGGGGGAUCAAUCACAGUGCAUUCAAACAGGCUGCCUUUAAAGCAGGCAACUGCACGACCACAAACAAUCCCAACUGUGUGAACAUCAAAAAGAUCUUUACGGAUGUUUAAAACAAACCCAAACCAAACGAACAGCAACCAAACCCGAGGAUGCGGUAAAACAAUACCAAUAACAAUACCAAUAAUGAUGCAAAGUGACUGUGUGUCGGUGUUGUGUGGAACAUGCACCAUCGUCGGUCCUGUGUGUGCCCUCGUUUUUAUACCUUUAUUUUUUUAGAUCCUUCCUUUCUAAAGAUCCAAAAGUAAAAGGAUUUAAAAUUCUCUGAAGAAGAGGACAGCUAAAGGGUAAAGAGAAGGAAGAUGAAGACAAACCACACUCACUGUCAAAACAGGUGUUUGUUCUGCAACGUGUUGCAGGGCUGCUUUGCUUUUUGGGCUUUUGGGGAACCUCUUGCUUUGCUCCUGAAUUUCCCCCUCUUUCCCUAAGGGCAGUGUGUAGCCAAUCUCCCUUCCAUCACAUAAAAUUACUUGUUGGAUUAACGAACUCGGACUGGGUGGAGGAGCGAGGAAAACAUGAGGCAGAGUGUGCUGGGAGGGGGCUGGGAGGAAAUAACCAUUUAAUUCUGCAGAGAGUCUCUGUUACCACAUCGUUAAAUGAUGCUUAAUAUUGAAACGUGUGAUGUGCCAUUACGGGCACAUCCCAGAUUCCCCUUUUCUCCCCAUUAGAUCAUUUAUGAAAUUCUAAUCUGGUCAGAGACCGAGAGCAAUCAAUGCCGAUUUAUAUAGAAAAAAACCUCCCUAAGCCUUCGUUUUCUAUUCUGAACUCCCUUCCCCUGUAACCUGAUGGAAUUAUUUCCUCCAAUGUCACGCCUGUGGCCGUGCAGCAGGGAUGUGUGCGGGAGGAGGGAGAGGAGAGGCAGACGGGAAUAUUUUCGGGAGCCGCCGGCGCAGGGAGCGAUGUCGGCUCGGAGCAGGAUCCACGCCGGGCUCCUCCUGUGGCUGGGAGCCUCCAACCCGCCCAGCCGCAGACAAAGGGAUAUUUCCUCCUCGUUUUGCAAAGCCUUUGGAGGAGAUGCAGCCGCUUAUCACCAGAAGAUUAAAGUGGCGAACACGCCUUCCAGCGGAAGUCACUAAUUCCGACCGGAGUGAUGCAGUUGCCAUGGUGACCAUGGUUUCCUGGGAAACCCCCAAAGGUUGUCAUGGCAUCCCUUCUCUCUCCCAUCCCCCUUGGUCCUUGCUCAUCCCGCAAAAAUCCUUUCCAGAUGGUUCCAGCUCCUCCAUCCCACAAGACAUCGUGGCUCUGCACCCCCUUCGUGGUUCCUGUCCCGCUGCUCCUCCCGUGUGCCCAACAAAGCAUCCACAGGCAAUAAGCACCCCCAGAUCCACCUGCCCCUCACCUUGGCAGUGAAAUCUGGGGAUGGAGGUUCAUCCUGCUCCACCGAGAACGACCCCAAACCCAGUGGGAACUGGCACCGAGCAGCUGCCGGGAAGCUUGGCCAGGGAACCUCGGCAGCUUUGUGAAAUAAGGGGGACAGUGAAAAAUCAGGAUUGAAAAAUAACCAAAAAUCCAGCUGGGAAAAAUCACCGGCUUCAUCUUCACGUGUAUGCCAGGGGCCAUGGGACAUCUGACGGGAUCAGAUCACAGAAGAAGUUUUGAAAUGAAGAUCUUCAGGACUGUGUUGAGAAAUAAAACAUCUCCAAGGAAAGGACAAACAUCCCCAACAUCCCCAACAUCCCAACACAGCGACCGACGCUGCCGUGGACCCCACUGACAGAGGGCCUGUCCUUCCCAGCUAAACCCAGCCCAUAUUUCAUAUAUAUAUAUUUAUAUAUGGGAUAUUCCCCACUUUGUCUGUGUCCUCUAACAAGUGCAUUAUGUAGAAGGGAACAUCUUUGGAGCCAGAUUGUCUUCAACUCAUGUGCAAUAUAACAGGACUGAGCAAAGCCAGGAGAAAGGAGGAGGAGAGGUAGAAGUCACUUGGACAUUAUUUCAGUGUUUUUUAAUACUAUUUUAAAAAAUCUCUUGAAAGAUGAAGUAACCAGAAGGAAAUGUUAAGCAGAGCUGCUAAAACUCAGUCCAAGUGUUUUCUCGGGGUGGGAGGGAGUGGGGGGGAAUUUGGUUGCUGUCUCUGUUCCCUGGUGAAGGCCACGGGCUGUUCUCAGCUCUUGGAGAAUCAUUCCUGUUCCAUUUUUCUCACUUUCCUGGAAAUGCCCUUUAUAAGUAGCUCUGUGCUGUACCAAAGGCUGUGAUUUACUUUAAGUCCUUAUUUAGAAAGAAACAUCUCUGCUGGUGCUGAGGAAAAGGGUGUCGAACAGUUGUGCCUUGCUAUCAGAAUCACUCCACAAAAAACUAAGGGAAAAUUGGAUUUCCAGGCUAGAAAAAGUCUAAAAACCCAGUUCUUGGCUGACCAUGCUCCUGCUCCCUUUCAUGAGAGCCUCUCUGCCUUGGUCUGCACUUCCACAGUACCCCAAUUUUAUAGUGCUGCCUUGCUAAUUCUGUAAUAAUUGGGAAUUCCAUCCCUCCUUUGUCCACUGCUGUUUCAUUUUGCACACUGAGGGUUUUGGUGGCAGAUUUAGAGCUGUGGGUUACCCAUAUUGGGCUGGGAAGCUCUUAAAGCUGGGCUUUCUGUAACCUCACUGUGUUUCCUAGGACUGCACGGAUCAAUAUUAUUCUGGUGCCACAAGAUAAAUGGUCUGCAAAGGGAUAAGUGAUGUGCAAAGGGAUAAAUGCAAAUGGCAGAGGGGUUGAUGGUCUCUCCUGCUUCUGGCUCCCCCUUUUCCCCCUCCCCAGCCUCAUCCACCCACUCAUGCUGCCUCCAUCCCAGCCUGGGGACUGAAACCCUCCCAGCUCAGCCUCCAUCAGAGUGAAACUUGGAACAGCAUUGGAUUUAAGGGUGAAAAUAAUGUUGGAGAGACUCAGAUGAGCCCAGGAACCUCUUUGUCUGCAUUGCAAUAAUUCCUGGGAAUGGUUUGGGAAUGUUUAUUUGGACUGGACAGAACCAAGGGAGCUGGAGCUUCCUCUGAAGCAGAGGCUGCUCAAGGAGAGGUAACAGGAACCAAAAUUAUUGUGUGUGAAACAGACCCAGGUACCUGGAAGGUGGAACAAGGACCACUCAUCCAGAGGGAAGCACCAAAACCCGGAUCCUUCCCCCCCAGAGGAGCUGUUUGCCUGCAUUUCACACAGAGCAUCCACAGGAGACACGAGGGGGAUGCCUGGAGGCACAGCCCCAGGGAGGAUGCACUGAAACCACCCCCUGGAAGCAAGGCUGGAGAUGGGAAAACUCGGGAAUGUACAAGGCAAAGCAGCCAACUGUCUGCACCACGUUUCUUGCAGAAGGGCUUUGAAGAUGAAUGAGAGCCUUGCAGAAAAACUUCAGCUGAAAUUCGGGGUGAGAGAUUCCCUUAAUGCUGGGGAAUGAUGUGACUCUUGCAAGGAAUGUGUCAGCUUUGGUGAGGUCGUGUUUAUUUUGUUUGUUUUUUAAACAUGGAUAAUUUCUUGGCUGGAAUUCCUCCUCCUGCCACGGCAGGUGCAUCUCUGCUGGUGGAGACUUUGUUCCUGGCAGAAGGGCUUGGGGGGCCCAAGCACAGAGAUCUCCAGGGCUCUGCACAGGUGCAGGUUGGGCAGAAUGGGCUGAGAGGGUGAAAAGAAGCAAAAGUGUUAAACCCAGCAGUUUUUGUCAAUUUAAUCAUUUGGAGAAUGAAGAGCAAAUAUGGAUCUGGCUCUCAGCAGGACAUUGCUCCUCUUGCAUUUAUUCUCAGCAUGGAAGGAACCCCGUGGCUGCUGAAGCUGCGGGUAAAUGGAGGAGACACGGCUGCUGCUGCUGGCACCUGGAUUUACCACGGCUUUAACAGCACAGGGAGAUUGGGAUCGGGGACCAGGAUUGCUGGAAGGCCUCAUGGAGCAGGUCCCUGAGCCCACGGGGAUGAGCAGGGGGUGCCGGGGAUCCGCGGAGGUGAAACAACGCGCGGUGCGAAAUCAACGCGGUGUGAAAGCAGCAGCACAAAUUACAGCUAAUUAGAGCAGUGGCUCUCAUUAACUUGGUUUGGCCGUGCCCUGCCCGGGGGACAGCCCGUGGUGGGGGCGGGCACAGGGAGCUUCUCCACGGGAUCUUCCAGCAAAUUGCUCCUGAGAUGCCCCGGCUGUGGCAGCGGCCAGGACCGCAGCGUUGGUGCCCUCCGGGUGUCCCCCUGUCCCGCAAGAGGAGCUGUGUCCCCUGCCUGUCUCACCCCAGCACUGAAAUGAAUUAUUGCUCGGGCCAUCAAAUCUCAGAGGCCUUAAACGACCCCUUUAAAAAGACCAGGAAAAGUGCCCGGUGUUUGGGGUGAGGGCUGGAAUUCCCAAGCGCUCCUCCCCAUUGCCGCGGAGGGAGCUGCUGGCAGGCUGGGGGAGAUGGAGCUGGCCCUUUUUUGGGACAUCUCACCUCCCAAACCCCUAAGGAGCUGUGAAACACAUUUGUUUGCAGCCUCCCUGCAGCGUGACAGGUUCUCCGUGUGCUCUUGAGCCUGCAAAGGAGACUGAACAAAGCUUUAGCAGCUCAGAAAUGGUGAGAGACUGACCCCAAACCCAUUUUCCACCGCCCUGAUGGAUUUGGGCUGCCAACAGCCAAACCCCCACGAAAGGAGGGGGACCCCAGGCUGCCCACACAGGUAAGAGCACAUUAACAGGAGGAGAAUUGAUUUUCUGGAUUGAAGCACAGACUGGAUCUUGGGAAGCCCUGGUCCCAAAGGUGUUAUAUUUAGUUUCUUUUGGAACAUGAUCUAGUAGCCCUUAAAAUGAGGGAUAGAAUGUAUCAGUACUAAAGUUAUUUUUAUUUUUCACCAGUCUUACAGAGAGCUUUUUUAUGGUGUGUGUGUUUGUAUGUGUGUGUGUGUCUGUAACAUAAUUAUACCUCGUCUGUUUUCAGUAGCCACUUGUUACGACAUCUCUCUGCUAGGGCUCAAAACUGUAUUUUGAUUAUUAAAGUGGUGGGAAAACCCGUCCCCACCUCCCAACCAUCUCACACUGAUGACAAUCUUGCCAAAUGCCACCUCUCCUCGGUGUUGUACAUUCUGGCGCUGACGUCGCUCCGUGCUCUCGGGUUCCUCGUGCUUGGUCGCUGAGCCAGCUGGGUGUCAAUGUGCUUUUCCACAAUAAUUGAGAGUUUGAUAGUCUCUAGCUGUCAGUCCAGUGUAUCAAUCUGUGUUGCCACCACCCUGAGCCCAGCCUGGUGCGUGUUGCUGAUAACCAUCGUGCCGGGACAGCCAUGGCAGCGGGAGCGCAGGGCCGCGCUUGGCAAGGGAAGACAAAUUAAAAAUGUAUCCAGUCGAUUAAAAAAACAAAAAAAGGGAGCGAUUUAAUGAUGGCUGACAUCAAGAGAAGAUCCAAAAAAUAGCGUGCUUUGAUUCCCAUAAUCAUCCCAAGGCAGGCUGCUCAUCUUUAUUCAUAGCCCUUCAAAGCUGUGCUCCGAGACGCCGGAGCAGCUCGGAGCUGUCGUGCUCAGACAGAGCUCUUUAGAUGCUGAACACGCACCAACCCUUCCCCUUUUAAUUUUAGGGUGCAAUUAAAGUGAUGAGAGCUCUGCUGUGGGCUCCGUGCUGGCAGAGAGGCAGGAAAAGCGGAUCUGGGGAGCUGGGCUGGCGUGGGGUCACGUAAAGCCGCUUCUUUAAUGACAUGUUUUAAGCUGGUUUAAGAAAGCAGCAAAAUUAGAAAGCAAAAGAUCUCCAAAAGUGUUUUAGGACACUAACGAAGGCUCAGGGGACACAGCACAGGGACAGGGCUUAGCAGUGAGGCUGGAAUGGGCUGUUGGAGGCACUGAGGGGGUACUGGGAAGCUGCUCUGCCUGCUGGAUUUGGGGGAAAAGUCAGGAUUUGGUGAGGCCCUGGCACAGGGUGCCCCAUCCCUGGCAGUGUCCAAGGCCAGGCUGGAUGGAGCUUGGAGUAGUCUGGGAUAGUGGAAGGUGUCCCUGCCCAUGGAAACAGGAUGAGCUGCCCUUUCCAGCCCAAAGCACUCUGGGAUUCUAUCAAUUUGUGAUUCUGUGAUUCGUGCAGUCCCACCCCAGCCUCCAGCCCCUUUCCACAGGCAAACCCCUGCAGGACUGACAUCUCAGAACCCAGCCUCGAGCAUGCUGGAGGCUUCAUUGCCUCACACACUUGGGUGUUUUCUGAGCCAGCUGUUCAAACGCUGUUAUUGCUACUGAAUCCUUUUAAAAUUAAGGAAUUUCUGAGACGGAGUUUUUCUUCCCUGAGUGCUCCCCACUCUCCUGCAUUGCACAAAUCCAGCUGGAAGUCUGUCUCUCAACCUGAGAUUAAAGCCAAGUAGCAGCUCUGGGUGAAUUAAAUUGCACAUUCUAAUCUCCAUAUUUCCCACCAGCCUCUGAUACAGGUAAAUUAUGUUUCUUUUUCCCAUUUUUCCUGCUUGGUCCACAAUGAUGCCAUUAGUGCACCAGUAAAGGGAAUGGCCUGAGAUUGUUCUGAGUGGUGUUGUCCUUAACACAUCUCUGACCAUUGCAAGGCCAGGCACUGCUGCUGGGUUUUAAUGCAGAAUUCCUGUUCCAGAGGAUGAUUUCACAGCAGGGACAAUUUGUGUGGCAACACCCAAGUCAUGGAUAGAGCUGGAAUGGUGAAUCAAAAGGUGUUAAGUGGAAAUGUAGUCAGGAAGUGCCUGAAAUAUUGGAAUUUUAAUGGAAAACUGUGUUGGCUGCCAUUGGUGCACUGAAGUUAGACCUGAUUUUCCCAAGUGCUCAGGUGUUGCAGGAAAAUCACCCUUGCUGCUGGAGGUCAGGGACUCAUGGCUGAAUUUGGCACCUUGCAAGGAGAUCAGGCUCUUAAUUCAUCACCUGAGACCAAAAUGUGGCAAAAGGGAGGCUUUGCAUCGUCCUCCAGCACAGCAGCAGCUCGUGUUUCUUAAUUUCCCAUCCUUUACUAUGCAACUGAUUUUCAUGGAAUCUUCCCAGGAUGGAGAUGGCUGGAUAUAGUUUUGACUUUGCUUUCCUUCCUUCACAUGUGCAAGUGGGUAAUGCAGAAAUGUUUCCAUGACUGUCUCACCUGGGGCAUGCACCGGGUCUAUGAACAGUGAAAUAUUGGGAAAUUCUGUGUCAGUCUGAACUUGUCUGUAAAUCUUGACUAACCAGUGCCACAGGAGCGAUGCAAUUUUGAACUGGAGAUGUUAAUGCAGUCUUGUUACUCUGAGUUCAUUUUAAAUUCUGGUUUUGCCAGUGAGCUGUGUUGCAACUGUUUAAAACUUGGUUUUUUUAUACCAGUCUGAUGCUAAAACCAGCUGCUGCAUCCCCUUGUCCUGGUGACUCCACCAUGGUGUGGGCCUUGUGUUCAAUUUCUGGUUAAAAAAAAGUGAUUUUUUUUCAGUUGCGUGAUUUUUUUUUACCUGAUGUUGAAUUUAUUUUUAAAUUUUUUUCUCUCAUUAGAACUUGAAACUGUUCUUUCAUACGCGAAGUUCAAUAAAACGGCUGAACUGCA